Messenger RNA from Kwoniella botswanensis, 2580 nucleotides. RefSeq lists its product as uncharacterized. The transcript has 8 exons. The record is from RefSeq and is a predicted model, not a curated record. Gene Ontology annotation, biological process: protein import into nucleus; ribosomal small subunit export from nucleus; mRNA export from nucleus. Gene Ontology annotation, molecular function: structural constituent of nuclear pore; protein binding. Lineage: Eukaryota; Fungi; Basidiomycota; Tremellomycetes; Tremellales; Cryptococcaceae. Gene Ontology annotation, cellular component: nuclear pore. Bases 1 to 2580 code for a protein of 859 amino acids.
AUGACUCAGACGAUACCAUUCUCCCUUCCUUUCCUGCGCUCCCACUCGAUAUUCAUCCCCCCUUCCUCCUCUUCGACCUCCACAUCGCAAGAUGGCGAUUGGGAACUGGUCGACAAACCUACAGAUGAUCUUGUAGGGCAGAAGUAUGGGAGGAUGGUGAUGCGAGAUAAGGAUCUGCUGGUAGCCAUGGGAAAAGAGAUAAGGUUGAUGUCUCUAGCUGGAGGUGGGGAAGGCGGUUGGGAGGUCAAGGAUGGUGAAGUUGGAAGUUACAAGACAUUGAAGUCGCAAAAUCUGAACUUCACCAUACAUCAUCUUAUCCCCAAUCCCAAUGGGAGGCUAUUAGCUGUAGUGGGACAUCAUCAAGUCGUGGUUCUUGUAUUACCCAAGAACAGCUAUUCUAGCUCUUCUUCAGUAGAGGUCGAUUGCCGAGCCAUACCGGUUGACGAAUUUCAGUUCUCUCAUUCAUCAAACGAUGUUAUAACCAAAGUAGCUUGGCAUUCAUGGGGCGAAGGUGGAAAUUCCUUAUGGGUUUUGACAGCUGAUGCUAAACUUCGGGAAUACGAUAUAAAUCAACCUCACGACGCAGUCCAAACAUUCAACUUCCUUCCAUCAACUUCAGCAUCAUCCUCAUCCAAAUUUACCGCUAUCGACCCUUUAUCCCGCUACGCCACAUCUUUCGCCUUUUCCAUCGGCUCCAACGACUUCUCGCCAUUGAUGGUUUAUGUGUUGCUUGCGAAUGGAGAUAUAUACAGCAUGGGUCCAAUUCUCCCCUUACAUACUGAAAUGCCUAUACGGUAUUUACAAGGAUUGAAAGCGUACUCCGAAACGAAAUUAGCCAAGAUUCAAAAUGAGGCGAGAGAUGUGUUUGGAGCUGGUCAAGCAGGCUUGGGAAGAGCGACUUUUCAAGCUCAAUGGGUAGAAUCGUUAGUGAAACAAGUGAAAAUUGCCGAACAGCAGAGAAAAGAUGAAUCAAGCUAUGAAUCUCCAACAACGAGACGAACAAGUCUACUAAGUCGUUCAACCAGUGUACGAUCUAAUGACACUCCGACUAAAAGCAGACCUGCCGAAGGGACCGUCAGAGUUCAUCCGCCUCAUUUAACUGAAUCAGGUGGUCCAGCCCCAGGAGCGCACAGAGCUUUAUUGAGACAGGGUCCAUUGGUCUAUUCACCUGCACCGCAGGACAUAGGGAAUGGAGAUGAAGAUGAUGAACAAUCUGCAACAGACCUGUACAUCAGCCAAAUACAGUCAUCGGGAGAAGAUGAAGAAGAAGGUGGAAGUGAUGAAACGAUCAUUGCCAUUGCUUGGUCUGGAGGGAGAGUGGAUAUAGGUUUAGAAGUUGAAAAACCCGAACCACGAUGGUUUAGCUCAAGGGAUCCAUCCACAUCGACACCUGUAUUACCUGUGAUCGAAUCUAUCCUGCUACCAUUCCCUCAAUCAGACAUCGAUAGUCUCGAUAGCAAUGCGCCGACUUUCAUUCCUGAUCCGCUGUACUGCGAUGUGGUCUAUGUCCAGCAUAGUUUUGGUGUGGAUUCAAUCAAUAUCAGACCAUGGCUAGAAGCAUUGAGGAGGGAUGACUCAGAUGAGGAAUUACCGGGAAGUAAGGUGGCCAGGCAUGUUGAGACAGCAGGAUCCCCUGUGAAACCGAUAAUUGGAAUGAUCAGUUUCUGCAACAUCACCCUGGGAUACGGCUUGCUGGCAUUAGCUUCCUCAGGUCAAGCAGCCUUCGUCGAACUAGACUUGCGCGUGACGGAUUCAUCAAGUAUCAUACCUCCACCUACAGAUCAUUCUGAGAAACAACAACAAUCGGAUGGACCAGACUCACAAUCCUUGUUAUUGGUUAAACCAUUGGAUUUCGAUAAAUUGAUAAAUUCCAUACGUACCUCCAACACACCAUAUAAUCCAUCUCAACUCCUUAGACAGAGGAUACCAGAUUCCUCCAAACCUACUACGAACAUUACACCAGACCAUCUCAAGGUAUUAGGUGAGAUUUCAACGCAGGUCAGACAACGUACUCAAUCGAUCAGAAGUGGAUCGCAAAACAUCGAAAACCGCUUAGAUCUGCAGGUAAAGGAAUUGCAAAGACAAAUCAAGCUUCUCAAAGACUCUCAGGCGAAGAUAUCGAGUCUGAAGAAAAACACGUCGAUAUCUCGAGCGGAAGAAUUGUUGGCGAAGCAGGAACAGUUGGGUAACAAGUUGGAUGGACUGGUCGGAAGGUUGACAGAGGAGUUCAAACCUGAAUUAGGAGAACAGGAGAAGAAGUGGUUUGAGGAAUUAGAAAGGUUGAAGGUUAGAGUCAGAGGAGGCGGUGGUGUGGUCAGCAAAGGGAAAUCACUGAAUACGAAGGCUCAAAUCCUGAAAGAACAAUUAUCAGCUAUCAAGCCUUUGCUGGCUGAAUUGCAAAUACAUCAGAAAGAAGACCCACUGUCGCAGCAGCAGCACAUUCAGCAUUACGGUAGUAAGCAGCUUAAACCUCUAGAAGCUGCUUUAAGCGCGAGAUCUGAAGAGCUUAGACGAUUGAUUAGGAGGAUGGAAAUGUUGGAUACGAGGGUUGAAUCGUACAACGGAGCGGAAGACGACUGA